UUGCCAACCAAUAGCUCUGUGUGAUUUAUUUUUAAAAUAUUAGAAGUUUUUCCAAGAUUUUCAUAAAAGAAAACAAACUCCUCGUCCGCUGAAUUCAUUCGAGAAAACAGUUAGAAAAUCCUAACCUCUUUCUUUUUUUCUUCCAUUAUCUUAAUUUCUUCACACAAAUAUUUCUUUCCCCCUGUUUUCAAACCCUAAAACCAACAUCAAUCCUAACCCAACCCAAACAGAUAAGAAAACCUAGCUGAUUACAAAUACAAAAAUAAGACGACGAUGAUGAUGAUGAAGUCAUUAAAGGAAUUCAACAACAAAACAACGCAGUUAACAAGAUCAGCUCCAUAUUUAGAUUUCCGUCUUCUUCUAUUAAUCUUACCUUCUUUUUCAUUCUUAAUCUUUUUAUCUCUUUCUUCCACUACAAAUCCCAUCACCAACAACAUUUUUUCAACUUUUACCCCUCUCAGAAACUUUCUCUCUAACCUCUCAUCAUCAUCAUCAUCGUAUGCAUUACCUCCUCUUCCAUCUAUAAAUUCUUCGGAAACAAGUAAAUCGGGGUAUGAUGAAUCGGAUUUGACUCGGUGGAGGAAAGAAGAGAAAAGGAAAGAGUUAUUACGGUCAAGAAUUGCUGUUUGUUUAGUAGGUGGAGCAAGAAGGUUCGAACUCACUGGACCGUCAAUAGUAGAGAACAUAUUGAAAGUUUACCCUAAUGCAGAUCUUUUCUUAAAUUCUCCAUUAGAUAGAGACUCGUUCAAGUUUUCGAUUCUGAAAGACAUUACCCCACGAAUCGCGUCGAUUCGUAUUUUUAAACCGACCAAGUUAAACGAGACUCAGUCGCAACUUCGCGUCCUCACUUCACGCAAUUCUCCCAACGGCAUACAGGGUUUGCUUCAGUACUUCAACCUUGUGGAAGGUUGCCUAACACUGAUCAAGGCCUACCAAAUUCAGAACAACUUUACCUACGACUGGAUAGUCCGAACCCGAGUAGAUGGCUACUGGAACGCUCCACUGGACCCAGAUAACUUCUUACCAACUCAUUACCUAGUCCCACCAGGUUCAAGUUAUGGCGGACUCAAUGACAGGCUCGGAAUUGGUAAUCUCAACACUUCACAAAUCGCACUGUCUCGGCUCUCUCUGAUACCACAACUAGACGCAGCACGGUUUCGUCAACUCAACUCAGAGACUUCUUUUAAAGCUCAACUCACUACGCAAGGUGUAAAGUUCUUGGAAAAUCGUCUUCCUUUCUGCAUAGUAAGCGAUCGCAAAUACGACUUCCCACCAACUCAGUUUGGUGUCCCCGUUGCAUCAAUGUCUAGCCCAGGUCCACUCAGCGGGGCAAAAUGUAGACCAUGUACACCUGUUUGUGUUGGACCAUGCGUGGCUGAUAUAUUUGGGAUUCUUCAGAAGGAUUGGAGUUGGACUAACUGGAGGAAUGGAACGAUUCAGCUCUGUGAUGCUCAUGGUGAGUGGGAAUCCGGCUGGGAGAAAAUCUUUGACCGAGUUGCCGGAGAGAAGCUAGCGGAGUUUAGGAGACGAGUCAAGAAGUUAAAGUUUGGAAAAUGUGUCAAAGAUUUUGACGAGAUGAGGAAACGGACUGUUAAUUGGGAUACCCCAAGUGCUAAAGAGAUUUGUGGACUUAGCCUCAAAACUGCCACGAACAGCUAGUUAGAAUUACUUGUGUAUGAAAAAUCACGGGGAUAGUUUUACUUUUACACAGCCUCCGGCCUCCAUCAAAGAACUGAUUUUAUUAAGUUCAGACACAUUUUACAAUAGAAAAAGAAACUGCGAAGGAUGGUUUCGUAACAAAAACGAGUGGAAUAAAAAGAUACAGAGUUACUGAAUAUAAGAUUGACCAGUGAUAUCAAUAUCACGAUCUCCAGAGGAAGGAGGAGGUUUGUGUUUAGGUUCAAUGGUGUGACCAACUGGACCAUCAGCACUUUGUGUGUCACUUGCUGGUGCCCUAUUAGAAGUAUUUUCUUCUUUAUUGUUCUUCUCAGUUCCAUACAUUCCACCACCGUAAGCCCCUUCAGUAACUGGUUUCAUUGCCGUCAUAUGUGGUGGUUGCGGCUGCUGCUCCGCCUCUCCUUUUGCUUCUUUCUUGCUCUUACUGCUCAUCUCUAAACACACAAGAAAAACUUCGAAACGUCCGAUUUCUAGCAAGUUGACGCUAAGAAUUAUUAUGCUAAUAAUACAUCUUACAAAUGACACGUUCACACCCUCGUCCGUGGACAACCGCGCACUUGACACACUCUCAUCCGCGCACGUGAUCGAAUGUUCAUGCGAAAGCCAUACCACCAUUUGGGCUCAGAGAAAGAAGUGAGGAGUUCGUGUUGACGAUUAUGGGCUUGGGCAGUAAAGUUUUAGUUCGAUCCGCCUGUUUGAUGUGUAUUUUUUUUCUAUUUUUUUUUUGAUGGAAAGGUUAAUUAUA
Messenger RNA from Papaver somniferum (opium poppy), 2422 nucleotides. RefSeq lists its product as uncharacterized. Lineage: Eukaryota; Viridiplantae; Streptophyta; Magnoliopsida; Ranunculales; Papaveraceae. The transcript has 3 exons. The record is from RefSeq and is a predicted model, not a curated record. The coding region runs from base 274 to 1659 and encodes 461 amino acids.